Trichomonas vaginalis G3 is the source of this 498-nucleotide messenger RNA. RefSeq lists its product as uncharacterized. The coding region runs from base 1 to 498 and encodes 165 amino acids. Lineage: Eukaryota; Parabasalia; Trichomonadida; Trichomonadidae. The transcript has a single exon. The record is from RefSeq and is a predicted model, not a curated record.
AUGACUACUGUAUACUUCACCAUCCGUGGUUUCACCUUCUAUGGAGGAAAGAACAAACCAUCAGAUAAGUUCUUCUUCAUUGUUCACAACAACAUCUCUCACUUUGAAAGUUUGAAACAUAUCUUCACAUGCUCAGAAGGAAACAAUAUGUCCAAGAGAUUCCAUAUCAACAUUCGUGACCUUAGAGGACAUAACUUCUCAAUUUUGCUCUAUAAGAAGACAAUGAUGAGAAACGUCCUGUACGCAAGAGUUGAUAUUCCAACAUUCCAGCUUCCAUUCGAUAAGGUUACAAAUAACUUCCUUCCAAUGGUUGCUCAAGGAAAUAAUUUUGCUCAAACAAUUUGUCAGGUAGAAAUCCAUCUGACAACAGAUAAGAAGGAAGCUUAUGACGCUCCUUCUGCAGAGCCUGUUCUUAAACAGGCCAAUUACGACACAAUCAUCGAAACGUGUAAUACCGAUGAGAAUGCAGAUAUAUAUUCCAAUCUGCUUGUUCAAUAA